Molecule: messenger RNA, 4683 nt
Organism: Podarcis lilfordi (Lilford's wall lizard)
Lineage: Eukaryota; Metazoa; Chordata; Lepidosauria; Squamata; Lacertidae
Source: the annotation of a GenBank genome assembly
AAUAAACUCACCAGGACCCAGGUGCAAUGUUAGAAUCACCCACUCUGUUCUUACCAUCACCCAGUGUAGGAAGCUUGCAAUUUUUCUCCUUCUCUCCUUUUAUUUAACUUGGCUUCUCUCCCUCCUUUGGCUUGAAAGAAGGAAACUAAGGAUGAGCAAAGUUCUGAUAAUAGGCUUCCUAGCCCUUCUCUACCUUGAUUCAGGUAAGUCCAGGGUUUUUCUUCAGCUAGAACUCUCCAGAACUCAGUUCUGACACCUCUCAGGUGGGCGCCAUUGCCAUUCUAAGAGAAUGAGGGAGGUGUUCAUCAUGAAUUCGGGCACCUCUGUUUCUAGAAAAAUAGCACUGGGUAAGUCUCAGAGUCAAGAACAAAACAUUACAGAGUAGAACUACAAAGCAGAUGCUCUACCACUUGGCUACAGCCCUUCCUUCAAAAGGAAGAGGGCCUUCUUGGUAGUGGCACUGGCCUUCCCAAAGAAGUUAAUCAAGCACCAUCUUCGGGAUACCAUCUUUGUGGCUCCCCGGGCUUUUAAAAUAGCAUGCUUUACAGUCUGGGUCUCACAGUUUUAAUUAAGUUUUUUUUUACACUGUGUUUUAAUUGUGUUUUGAUUUUAAAAACAAGUUUCUUAAAGUUCCCUAUUGUUAUAUACUGAAUUGUAAAGAGUUUGUUCUGGCACUUGCUUGCUCUAUCGGCUUUGUGAACUGCCAAAGGAAGUCCUAUAAUGGGGCAACUAUAUGAGCAGUAAUAAAAAAAACCGAGACUCUAGGUAAGAAUCUGAAUGGAGCAAGAGGUUCAAACGGGCACCACUCCACUUCUCAGAUGUGUCCUUCAUCCCUGUCCCAACCACUGAGGUUACCUUUUCAUGGUUUCAUCCACCAUUGCAUGUCUUGCUAUUCAAAGAGGGUUUAGCUAUAUACCAUUCACUUCCUGGGAGCCACUCUCUAACCAGUCAUUUGCUUAACAUUUUCUUCUCCUCUUUUCAUUCUCCCUGCCAAGCUGAAGCCCUCUGGUGCCUCUACUGUCCGAAUGUUGAGUAUGAUAAUACUUGUUCGACCAUCCAAGAAAUUUGCGAUGCAGGAAAUGACAGAUACUGCUUCACACGAAUGACUAUUCAACGUGAGUCCAGUAGAAACAGUUUAAUGCUUGAGAGUGGCAGAGGGAUGAUUUGUUCCUUUGCUUGUUUAGACUAAAUCCCGCUUUCCAGUCCCAAGAGGCUAUCGAAGAGGCUAAGAGCCCCUCCUGACAUCCUUUUCACAGUGCAUUCAUGGUAAUUUGUGCUUAUGAAGCUCUUGUAACCUCCUACUCUUAAUGUUUUAUGCUUCAAAUGUUCUGCGGGCUUUUAUGUCUCACUUUUGCUGCAAUGUAGCCCCUCCAAACUGCAGUAAUGUGGGAGCCCUGGGGAAGUCACACAGAACAACUAAAGAAACAGUAUGAUGUGUGAAUUGUCCAGUAUAUAAGGUUGCCACCCAUCCCUUAAAAUAUGGAAUCGUCCCUUUUUUUCAAAGUAAAUUGCUGUGUCCCAUAUUGAUUUAAUAUGAGAUGCAAUUUUUUCCCCUGCAUUUGAAGUUAUCAUCCCCUCCCUUCCACCUCCCUCUUCCUUCACUGGUCCUUUAAGGUACUUCAUUCCCCACCACCCCCACCACCUUUUUGUCCCAGCUGCAGAGCCAUGGGCAGGCAGAGCUUGUGCGGGCAAAUGGUGGGUUGGGGGGCGGGAAGGAGAGCAAGAGUUUGUGCUGACAGAAGUGGGAGAGUGAGAGCAAGAGCCGCUGGCAUGUCAGGUGGGGCAGCAAGGAAGGGCAGCUGGCCGAAGAGCAAGAUCUGAAAAACAAGAAAUCACAGACACAGCAUUCAGAGCUUAGUGGAGCAGCUAAAAGGUGAGGGCCCUUGCCCACAAAACUCCUUUCUUGUGCAGUAAACAGUGGUGCUGACUUGGCUCAAAUUCUUUCUCCCUGAUUGCUUUGUAUGUAGAAGGCCCCCACCCUCCAAUUAUGAUUACAGUGGUACCUCAAAAGUAGAGCAGAAUCCAUUCUGGAAGUCCAUUCGACUUCCAAAACGUUCAGGAACCAAACAGGGGUGGAGGAAGGGGGCGUUGGGGGCAGUCUGCCCCGGGUGUCAUCACUGAGGGGGAUGACAUUUGGUGUGCUGCCCGCACGCGACUCCCAAGCCUAUCCCGAGCCACCAGGGGGAGAGGUGGAGCUGCACCGCCUUGCCAGCAGCCUUCCCCCCUUCCCCCUUUGUUCUGACAGCUUGGGGGAGGCUUGGGAGUCGUGGGUGGGCGGUGCGCCAUUGCCCCCUGCUCCCGGGCUGCUUCUGGGGGGCGGAGAGCCUCCCCAGAGCUGUCAAAAGGAAGAGGGAAGGGAGGAAGGCUGCUGGCAAAGUGGCUUCCUACCCCCGCCCAGGAAGCAGCCUGCCAUGGGCGGCUCGCCCCCGGGACGCUCACCCUGCCCCCAUGGGUCCAUCCUCGGGUGCACAGCAUGUGCGCUGCUCCAGGUGCCGGAGCGGCUAGCUCCACCUCUGGAACCAAUGUGGAGCUUCUGAGUGGCUGCAGGCGCUUCCUGCAGCCAAUCGGAAGCCAUGGAAGCGGCAUUGGACACUCAGGUUCCAAAGAACGUUCGCAAACCGGAACACUCACUUCCGGGUUUGCGGUGUUCAGGAGCCAAAACGUUCGACUCGCAAGAUGUUCAUCAACCAAGGUACAGCUGUACUUCCCUUCUUGCCUUGCCUGGCCACUCCUCGCUAUUUAAGUGUAACUCAAAGGAGUGCAUCUCCCUCCUUUUUUCUUUCCUGCAAGCUGCACUUAACAUGGCUCACACACCAUGCAGCCUUCUUCUGACUUCCCCACUGGUGAGGGGAAGGUGAUCAGGCAUUCCUGCACCCAUCUCCCUGCCACCUCCCUCUCCCUUCUAACUUCCAGUAAGCAACAGUGCCAGAACCAUCAAAGGUCAAGUGUGUGAUGGUGCCUUGCCAUACUGUCUUCUCCUGUUCGUCCAUCUCUCUUGGUGGAAGCUACAGUAGGUGCUGUCACACACUUGACACGCAGGUGUAAUAAAUACUAGGCAAGCAACCAUAUUCCGGCCACCGCCAGAGCAAUUUUAAAUUAUUUUUUUUGAAACUGGGCCACCUAUUAGAGCAGACUUGGGGAAUCUUUCUCAGCCUAUUUGGGAAAACUUCUGGGAGCCAUGCGCCAGUGGUGGGUGGAGCAAUGCACAUACAUUUCCCUUUGCACAUCAGACUUCUUUCUACAUCUAUGAUCAAACGUCUCUCUCUCUCUCUCUCUCUCUCUCUCUCUCUCUUCUCCAUUCAAGCAAGAAGGAAUUAUUAUCAGGCUUCAAUGAUACAUUUGCAGCGAGGUGAAAACAUUCACUCAAGGAGAAUGCAAAGCAAGGGCAGAGGGAGGUGUGGCCUGAAGAAAGAGGGUGCGGCUACAAAGGGAUUGUGGCCUGUGCAGGGUCCCAAGGGCCAGAGAGAGGGAGAGAGUUUAGGAGGGCUACAUUUGGCCCCUGAGCCUGAGGUUACCCACCUCUGUAUUGGAGACUACAAGGCCACUGAAAUAUCUGAUGGGUGACAAACAGAUGCUUUUUGGGAGGCAGGAGAACUUAUUGAAGUAGGAAAAUCAGCUGUGUGGGAUGAAAUGGUGAUGUCCAACCCUCUUAAUGUGAGCUGGGUGUGUGGAUAAUAUGCUUGGCACCAUCUGGUGCUUUUUCUCAAUAUUACUUCAGGGAUGGAGCAGACAUACAUGGCACAUCAGCUUCUAAAUUGCUAGUAGGGAUGGGGAGAGGGGAGCUGGAUCUACACUCACCUUUUAAACGUUAUUAGAAUGAUAUUAGAAAUAUCAUUCUAAAAUGUCAAAACAGGAAAUGUUCUCUUGUGCUUCCUCCCUGCUGUCUCCCUUGUUCCUGGUUCCUGGUUCCAAGUCGCUCUGCAGACACCGUUAAAGAGCAGAAUGUCAUAUGGCUAUAUGGUUAUCAGAACUAUUCCUUAACUCAUUCUUAGCGUUAAAAACCGUGAGUGUAAAUCUGCCCAGGGUCCAUGAUGCAUUUUUCUCUGUCACAUCACUCCACAGAUGGCAAAGUUACAAGUGUGGACCGAGGCUGCAACAGCGACUGUCAUACCUUCAAGAUCAUGAAAAACAACUAUGAAGAACAUAUGUUGUGCUGUGGAUACGAAUUGUGCAACGAUCUGGAUCUCUGGAACGUAUGAUGAAGAAGAGCUGUUGUGAUGUGUGGAAGACUUUUGCAAUUUUCAUAAUCUUUGGACAAAUAAAUAAAUAAAUGUGUGCAUUCCUAGCUAUUGAGGGUGAGUCUGUGAAAUCGAGAGGUUUCUAAAGUUUCUGGCUUUUGACUACUUGCAUGAAAUACGUUGCUGUGAGUAGUGAACCGACAAUGUUCUUGUCUCUUCUAGUAAAGCCAUAAAGUCAUGGGACGAGUGGAUGUGCGCAUGAGCCCAUCAUGUCAGGACCCAUCUCAACUCAUGUGGAAAGAUAAAAGACAAAUAUAGGGACACUUUCCUGGAAGAAUAUUUGCAUACUGCAUUGGAAUGUCCCCCAUCUCUCUAUGUGCCCUCCUACAUUGACAUCAUAUAGUCAUCUAGAGAUCUUUUCUUGGAACCUGUCACAGCCCCUUAGAAUCAGAUGGGCUAAUAAAAGGCCUACCAUGAGUGGAUAUUUCUGGCCUGUCCACCACCA